AUGUUACGUCCAUAUACACACCUACUGUACAAAAAGCUGUACGAUGUAAGAGGGUACAUCAUACCAGAGUUGACGGAGAACGACUAUAAAGGAUGUAGUGGGAAAAUGUGCGUUAUCGGAGGAAGUGAAAUAUAUAGCGGAGCUCCGUUUUUAGCUGCCAUGAGUACAUUAAAAUUAGGGGCAGACUUGUGCUUUGUUAUAACAGCGAAAGAGAAUAGUAUUCCUUUAAAAUGCUAUAGCCCUGAAUUAAUUGUAUACCCUUACUUAUAUAACAAGAAAUCGGGCAUAAUAAAUAUCGAACACAGCGAUUUAAAAAAUUGUACUGAAUAUUUAAUGAAUAGAAUUGAUUGCUGUGUUAUUGGCCCAGGUCUAGGUACCAUUGAUGAAAUAAGUAAAGAAUGUCUGCUUUUUAUUAUAAAAAAAUUUAUACAAAAAAAUAUAUUUUUAAUUUUGGAUGCUGAUAUAAUAGAAUUUAUUAUUAUAAAUAAGGAUAUAUUUAGUCAAAUUAAAAAUUAUGAACAGUGCAUAUUUACACCAAAUAAAAAUGAAUUCAGAAAAAUGCUUUCCCAUUUAACUGAUCACAAAAAUAUAAAUUUCGAGCAACUCAGUUGUAAUCAAAUUAUUUCUUUUGCUCAUGAAAUAAUACAGAUAUUUAAUGGACCAAAAAUAUUAGUUAAAGGUUUUCAUGACAUAUUUAUUUCGAAAAGUUUUUAUUUCGUUUCAUUUAUUAAAAACCCUUCUUUAAAAAGGUUGGGGGGGCUUGGCGAUAUAAUGACUGGAUUAUUGGCUGUUUUUCAUGCCUGGGGAUCAAAAAAAAAAAAUAAAUUAUCACCCAUACUUAGCGAAGUUUUUAAUAUUGACACGGUGGGCAGUUACAAUGAAUGCUUAGAUGCGCUUUCCGCUUUUAAUGCGAGUUAUUUUCUCAAAGUUUUGUGCAAAGACGGUUUCAAUAAAUACCAUAGGGGGGCAUUAGCUUCUGAUAUUAUGAACAGUAUACCUCACCACUUUUACAAUAUCUACAGUUAG
Messenger RNA from Plasmodium malariae, 1026 nucleotides. Its product is annotated as carbohydrate kinase, putative. The record is from RefSeq and is a predicted model, not a curated record. The transcript is spliced from 3 exons. Gene Ontology annotation, molecular function: ATP-dependent NAD(P)H-hydrate dehydratase activity. Gene Ontology annotation, biological process: metabolite repair. NCBI's taxonomy places the organism in Eukaryota, Apicomplexa, Aconoidasida, Haemosporida, Plasmodiidae. The coding region runs from base 1 to 1026 and encodes 341 amino acids.